Molecule: messenger RNA, 1315 nt
Organism: Lotus japonicus
Lineage: Eukaryota; Viridiplantae; Streptophyta; Magnoliopsida; Fabales; Fabaceae
Product: serine/threonine-protein phosphatase PP1-like
Exons: 3
Coding region: 12-905 (297 amino acids)
Cellular component (GO): cytoplasm; nucleus
Molecular function (GO): protein serine/threonine phosphatase activity
Source: RefSeq, a predicted model, not a curated record
GGAAUAGGGGGAUGGAAGGAUUGGAUGAGUUCAUAGAGAGGCUUUUAGAAGCAAGGAAGAACAGGAGCAAGCGAAUUCAUCUGGCGGAGUCAGAAAUUCGCAACCUUUGCACCACCGCGAAAGAUAUCUUUCUCGGCCAGCCAGUCCUACUUGAAUUGGAAGCUCCCAUUAACAUUUGUGGUGACAUACACGGCCAAUACCCUGACCUGUUACGAGUGUUUGAGUAUGGUGGGUUCCCUCCAGCUUCCAAUUACCUAUUCCUUGGGGACUACGUAGACAGAGGAAAACAGAGCAUAGAGACAAUAUGUCUCCUCCUCGCCUACAAAAUCAAAUACCCAGAAAACUUUUUCCUUCUUCGAGGGAACCAUGAAUGUGCCUCCAUCAACAGAAUCUAUGGAUUCUACGACGAGUGCAAGAGAAGGUUCAGUGUUCGUCUAUGGAAGCUAUUCACAGACUGCUUCAAUUGUUUGCCGGUGGUUGCGGUGGUCGACGACAAGAUCAUCUGCAUGCACGGUGGGCUUUCACCUGAAAUGGAAAGCUUGGAUCAGAUAAAAGCUAUUGAGAGGCCAUUGGACGUGCCGGAUCAAGGUCUCUUGUGUGACAUUCUUUGGUCUGAUCCUGAUGUGGAAAUAAAAGGGUGGGGUGAGAAUGAUAGGGGUGUUUCCUACACUUUUGGACCAGAUAUCGUUGCUGAGUUCUUGAAGAAACAUGAUCUUGAUCUUAUAUGUCGGGCUCAUCAGGUUGUUGAAGAUGGCUACCUAUUCUUCGCAGACAGACAGCUAGUGACCAUAUUUUCAGCACCAAACUAUUGUGGGGAGUUCAACAAUGCAGGGGCACUAAUGUGUGUGGAUGAAACUUUACUCUGUUCAUUUCAGAUUAUCAAACCCUUGAGAGGAAAAACCUGAAUGGUUUUUGCAAGCAGAGAACACCGGGGCUGAAAUUUUGCUCCAAACAAUUAAGUUGUUUGAUGAAGGUGUUGGAGCUCAAAGCUCUUUCCCCAAAUUCAAAAACUUGUUCUUCACAUUGUCUUAGAGUAGAUUUCUUUCUAGAGAGAGGAGUUAAGUGAGAAAUAUUUGGCACCCACCUCCAUUUUCUUCAGUUGUAAAUUAUCCAUGUAAUGAACCUGAGAUUAGAAGAGGGUAGACAUAUAAGAGAUCCAUUAAAAAAGGCACAAAGUUUAUGUAUACUUUUACAUCAUUGUAUAACAAGUAAAAUUGUACUGUACAUAUUCAACAGAUUACACAAUUCCUACUCUAAUGCUCUCCUAAGACAGCUGCAACAUCUCUUCCAUGUACAUGAAUUUGGUCUUGAUAAA